Molecule: messenger RNA, 2259 nt
Organism: Erythranthe guttata (spotted monkey flower)
Lineage: Eukaryota; Viridiplantae; Streptophyta; Magnoliopsida; Lamiales; Phrymaceae
Product: scarecrow-like protein 21
Source: RefSeq, a predicted model, not a curated record
CGUUACCGUUAAUGUACAUCUGGAGUUUCCGCUCACCAUCCCCUCAGUGGGUGUGGGGUUUUGCUUCCUAUUUAUAAAAUCUCCACCUUCCAUUUGUUCAUUCUUUCGACUCAUCCUUCAUUAAAUCUUUUCUUUCUUACAAUUCACACCCUGAUAAUUAAAUAUCUCACAGUUAUACCCUUUUUCUCUUUGCAUAAUCAGAGACCUGAUUUUGACUCGUCUUUCUGCAACAACACCAGGUUGUAAUACUUUUCUUCAAUUCAACUUUCUUGAAAUCACAAGAAUUUUGCUAAAAAAUUCUUUAAAUUGAAAAAAAAAAAAAACAGUCAAGCAGUCAAUGCUUGUUACAUAGGAUGGACUCUCGUUAUUCCGGCUACAGUUACAGUUCCUCCGGCACAGACCUACCGUACUCCUCGUACCCUGCAGUUUCCUCCAUACCGACAAGACUAUUGAAAUUCGAUUCAAGAAACUCGCCCAAUUCGCCCUUGUCCACGCAUUUCGAAUCCGAAACCCUAACCCCACUCAGCGACAGCCAAGGUUCUACCGACAAUCUUUCCGAAACUACCCCUUCGUCGAAUUCUUCACUGGAUUACAGCACCUACCUCCAACAAUCAAGAACCUCUCACACACCUUAUUUCCCUCCAAAUGCAAACAACAACAACAACAGCAACAACAUAAGACAUGCUUUGCUGGAGCUAGAGAGCGCUCUCAUGGCACCCGAUCUCGAAGAGGAAGUGACGACAUCCGGCCGCAGUAGUAGAUCAAGAGCGUGGAGCCAAGAAAACCAAACCGAAUCGCCACAUCAUCAUCACUCGUUCGACCAAUCCCACCUCGAGAAACGCCGAAAAGGGAUGGAGGACGAUUUCCCACCGCCACCACACGUGGUGGUGCCGCCUCCUAAUAAUCUCAAGCAGCUGCUAGUUGCGUGCGCUCGAGCUCUACACGAGAACAGAAUAGCCGAGUUCGAGAGGCUGGUGGAGCUUGCUCGCGCUAAUGUCUCAAUCAGUGGUGAGCCGAUCCAGCGCUUGGGCGCGUACUUAAUCGAGGGCUUAGUUGCGAGAAAAGAAUCUUCCGGAACAAAUAUCUACCGAACCCUAAAGUGCAACGAGCCCGACAGCAAGGACUUGCUAAACUACAUGCACAUCCUAUACGAGAUAUGCCCGUAUCUCAAAUUCGGCUACAUGGCAGCCAAUGGGGCAAUAGCCGAAGCAUGCAAGAACGAGGAUCGAAUCCACAUCGUCGAUUUCCAGAUCGCUCAAGGCACUCAAUGGAUGACUUUGUUACAAGCCCUAGCCGCACGACCAAGCGGGCCCCCACAUGUUCGAAUAACGGGGAUAGACGACCCCGUUUCGAAGUACGCACGUGGUGAAGGCCUAUCGUUGGUCGAAAAACGAUUAGCCGCGAUUUCUGAGAAAUUCAAGAUUCCCGUCGAGUUCCACGCAAUUCCAGUAUUCGCCCCCGAUAUUACUAAAGAGAUGCUUGAUGUGAGGCAAGGGGAGGCACUGGCGGUGAAUUUUCCACUACAGCUCCACCACACACCAGACGAGAGCGUCGACGUCACGAACCCACGAGACGGGCUUUUGAGAAUGGUGAGGUCGCUCUCACCGAAAGUGGUGACGCUUGUAGAGCAAGAAUCGAACACGAACACAGCUCCGUUUGUGCAGAGGUUUGUGGAGACAUUGGAUUACUACUCGGCUAUAUUCGAGUCGAUUGAUGUGACGAUGGGGAGGGAUAGGAAGGAGAGGAUUAACGUGGAGCAGCAUUGUCUGGCGAGGGAUAUGGUGAACAUUAUCGCGUGCGAAGGGAAGGAGAGAGUUGAAAGGCACGAGCUUUUGGGGAAGUGGAGAUCGAGGUUUAUGAUGGCGGGGUUCAGGCAGUUUCCGUUGAGUGGGUACGUGAAUUCGGUUAUUGGAGGGCUGUUGAGGUCGUAUUCCGAGCAUUAUACUUUGGUGGAGAAAGACGGAGGGAUGCUUCUCGGGUGGAAGGAUAGGAAUCUUGUUUCGGCUUCUGCUUGGCAUUGAGAAGAAAUACAUAGUGAAUUUGUAGACGAUGUUGUUGUAAGUUACGUUAUAAAGACCCCUCUUUUUUUCUUUCUAGUAUUUAUCUGAAUAAGUAUGAUGAUUAUAGAAUAGUUUCAUUUUGGUUACUGGGGAAUUGUAGGUUGUAAGAUUUGUGUCUGUCUAAGGAAUUGAGCACUGUCUAUGAAUAUACAUAUUUCGGGUUUAUGUCCCGACAUCUCCAACAUGUUUUUUUUCUGCC